AUGGCCCUCCGAGCCGCAGGCUACCUGCUCAUCCUCUCGGCGUGUGGAGAGGUAGCAGAGCUGCUGAGAGCGUCCAGCGGGGUGAUCACCAGCCCUGCGUGUGGAGGGGUAGCAGAGCUGCUGAGAGCGUCCAGCGGGGUGAUCACCAGCCCUGCGUGUGGAGAGGUAGCAGAGCUGCUGAGAGCGUCCAGCGGGGUGAUCACCAGCCCUGCGUGUGGAGAGGUAGCAGAGCUGCUGAGAGCGUCCAGCGGGGUGAUCACCAGCCCCGGUUGGCCCUUCCAGUACCCGGCCAGACUCAACUGUAGCUGGAACAUCAGGGCCCGGCCCGGAGACGCCAUUACACUCAGUUUUCAGGACUUUGACCUGCAGGGCUCCCACCGCUGCUCAGCAGACUGGAUGUCUGUGAGCAGCUACCGGAGCCUGGACGGUCUGAGGGUCUGUGGGUCCUCCCUGCCGCCCCCCUACAUCUCGUCCCAGGACCACGUCUGGAUCCACUUCCACUCCGACGACAGCCUGACGGGGAAAGGCUUCCGCCUGUCCUACGUCACCGGGAAGCCAGAGGCGUCGGGCUGCGAUGUGGACCAGUUCCACUGCUCUAACGGGAAGUGCAUCCCGGACUGGUGGCGCUGUAACUCCAUGGACGAGUGUGGAGACAACUCUGACGAGGAGCUCUGUGUGGAGUCUCCGUUCUCCUUCCAGCCCUGCAGCCUGAACCAGUUCCCCUGCCUGUCCCGCUACACCCGCAUCUACACCUGCCUGCCGCACAGCCUGCGCUGCGACGGCAGCAUUGACUGCCAGGACCUGGGGGAUGAGAUCGACUGUGACGUUCCCACCUGUGGAGAACGUCUGAGGAACUUCUACGGCUCCUUCAGCUCUCCAAACUACCCCGACUUCUACCCUCCAGGAAGUAACUGCACCUGGCUGAUCGACACCGGGGACCACCGCAAGGUCAUCCUGAGGUUCACGGACUUUAAACUGGACGGGACCGGUUACGGCGACUACGUGAAGGUGUACGACGGCCUGGAGGAGAACCCUCGCCGCCUGCUCCGGGUGCUCACCGCGUUCGACUCCCGAGCGCCGGUCGCCGUGGUUUCAUCGUCCGGUCAGCUCCGAAUUCACUUCUACGCCGACAAGAUCAACGCCGCCAGAGGCUUCAACGUCACCUACCAAGUGGACGGGUUCUGCCUGCCAUGGGAGGUUCCCUGCGGGGGGAACUGGGGCUGUUACACGGAGCAGCAGCGCUGUGACGGGUACUGGCACUGUCCCAACGGCCGGGACGAGCUCAACUGUUCUUCGUGCCAGGAGGACGAGUUCCCCUGUUCCAGAAACGGAGCGUGUUACCCUCGAUCGGACCGCUGCAACUACCAGAACCGCUGCCCUAACGGUUCUGAUGAGAAGAACUGCUUCUUCUGCCAGCCGGGAAACUUCCACUGCAAGAAUAACCGCUGUGUGUUUGAGUCGUGGGUGUGCGAUGCGCAGGACGACUGCGGCGACGGCAGCGACGAGGAGAGCUGUCCCGUCAUCGUUCCCACCCGAGUCAUCACGGCGGCCGUCAUCGGCAGCCUCAUCUGUGGCCUCCUAUUGGUCAUCGCUCUGGGCUGCACCUGCAAGCUCUACUCGCUGCGCAUGUUCGAACGCAGGUCCUUUGAGACCCAGCUGUCCAGAGUGGAGGCGGAGCUGCUGCGGAGGGAAGCCCCGCCCUCUUAUGGUCAGCUGAUCGCCCAGGGACUGAUCCCGCCAGUGGAGGACUUCCCCGUGUGCUCCGGGAGCCAGGCGUCUGUCCUGGAGAACCUGCGAGUGGCGGUCCGGUCUCAGCUCGGCUUCACGUCUCUGCGUCUCCCGUCCUCCGGUCGCCGUGGCAACCUGUGGCGCCGCCUCUUCACCUUCUCGCGGUCUCGGCGCUCCGGCUCGCUGGCGCUGGUCUCGGCGGACCUGGAGGACGCCGCGGGGACUGCGAGCAGCUCCGGCUCCGAGCCGCCGUCUCCGGACUCGGACGACACGGACGCCGAGGGGGGGGGCGUUGCCGUGGGCGCCGGCGUUGUUGCCGUGGGCGCCGGCGUUGGCGCUGGCGGGCCCGUAGCGGCGCUGCCGCACAAGACCCCGCCCUGCUCCGCCGUGGAGGCUGUCUCCGUGACGACGCCCCGGCCCCCCCGAGAGGCCCCGCCCCCCUCCAGCCCCGUUACCGUGGUGACGGCGUGCGACCCCGAGGAGCCCCGGGAGGCCACGCCCCCUUCGGCCCUGCAGCGGUUGGCCCAGAACCUGCAGCGCAUCGCCAGGAACCUCACGGGAACCAACCAGAACCAGCCGGACCCGGGCUGGACCAAUCACAGCCCGCUGCGGCAGCUGACCAAUCACAGCCCGCUGCGGCAGCUGGAGACAGGAAGGGGCGGGGCCGAGGCGCCGCGCGGGCAGCGAGAGGAGGAAGAAGAAGAAGAAGACGACGUGGAGCUGCUGAUCCCGGACUCUGACGCUCGCACGCCGCUGCUGGAGCCACGCCCCCCCCACGCCGCAGGCCACGCCCCCCGCCGUCACCGUGGAAACGGCCCCUGUGAACACUGCGGCAUCGUCCACACGGCGCAGGUUCCCGACGCCUGUCUGGACGCCGCCGCCGGCAAGACCGAGAGCAGCGACGACGAGCUGCUGCUGCUCUGCUAACAGGCUAACUCUGUGCUAACAGGCUAACUCUCUGCUAACAGGCUCCCAGGCUAACUUACAGGCUAACUCUAUGCUAACAGGCUAACUCUCUGCUAACAGGCUCCCAGGCUAACUUACAGGCUAACUCUAUGCUAACAGGCUAACUCUCUGCUAACAGGCUCCCAGGCUAACUUACAGGCUAACUCUAUGCUAACAGGCUAACUCUCU
This is a messenger RNA of Perca fluviatilis (European perch), 2862 nucleotides long. It is a transcript of the gene lrp12, whose product is annotated as low density lipoprotein receptor-related protein 12. Gene Ontology annotation, molecular function: low-density lipoprotein particle receptor activity; protein binding. The record is from RefSeq and is a predicted model, not a curated record. The transcript is spliced from 14 exons. The coding region runs from base 1 to 2655 and encodes 884 amino acids. Gene Ontology annotation, cellular component: plasma membrane. Lineage: Eukaryota; Metazoa; Chordata; Actinopteri; Perciformes; Percidae.